Messenger RNA from Solanum pennellii, 434 nucleotides. Its product is annotated as 60S ribosomal protein L27-like. The transcript has a single exon. Gene Ontology annotation, molecular function: structural constituent of ribosome. The record is from RefSeq and is a predicted model, not a curated record. Bases 36 to 434 code for a protein of 132 amino acids. Gene Ontology annotation, cellular component: cytosolic large ribosomal subunit; ribosome. Lineage: Eukaryota; Viridiplantae; Streptophyta; Magnoliopsida; Solanales; Solanaceae. Gene Ontology annotation, biological process: translation.
GAGAUAGUUAGAGAGACAGAGAAUCUGCUGCGAGAAUGGUGAAAUUUUUGAAGCCAAACAAAGCUGUUAUCAUUCUUCAAGGCAAAUAUGCGACCUGCAAAGCUGUGACUGUAAGGGCAUCUGAUGAAGAAAAAAGGGACAGGCCAAAUGACCAUUGUUUGGUUGUAGGUCUCUCAAAGUACCGGGAGAAGGUGAUCCAUAGGAAUGCAGCAAAGAAGCAGGCGAAGAAAUCUUGUAUGAAGGCUUUCAUCAAGCUUGUGAACUACAACCACAUCAUGCCUACUUGUUACACACUUGAUGUGGAUCUGAAGGACGUUUUCAAUGCUGAUGAUAUUCAGGCACUUGACAAAAAGGUGACUGGUGCGAAAGAGGCCAAGGCUAGGCUUGAAGAGAGGCUCAAGACCGGAAAAAAUCGCUGGUUCUUCACUCGAUAA